Molecule: messenger RNA, 1230 nt
Organism: Emys orbicularis (European pond turtle)
Lineage: Eukaryota; Metazoa; Chordata; Testudines; Emydidae
Gene: CRELD1
Product: cysteine rich with EGF like domains 1
Exons: 10
Coding region: 1-1230 (409 amino acids)
Molecular function (GO): calcium ion binding
Source: RefSeq, a predicted model, not a curated record
AUGGGGUUGCCCUGGAGAAGGCUCCUGCCCUUGCUGCUGGAGCUGCUGCUGGGCCCCUGGUGCACAGGCUCCUCCCCAUCUGAGCCCUGCCGGACCUGCCGGGACCUCGCCAGCAGCUUUCUCAAGGGCCUGGAGCGGACAGAGCGGGAGAAUUUUGGGGGAGGGAACACGGCCUGGGAGGAAGAGAAGCUGGCGAAAUAUGCGCACAGUGAGACGCGCCUGCUGGAGGUGCUGGAGAGCGUGUGUGGCAAGUCGGACUUUGCGUGUCACCAGCUGCUGGAGCAGAGUGAGGAGCACGUGGAGAGCUGGUGGUUCCAGGGACAGCAGCAGCACCCCGACUUCUUCCAGUGGCUCUGCAUGGACACUCUGAAGGUCUGCUGCCCACCUGGCACCUAUGGCCCUGACUGCCUGCCAUGUGCUGGUGGGCACCAGCAGCCGUGCAGUGGGAACGGUAAAUGCGACGGCGAGGGGACGCGCGCGGGCACUGGCCUGUGCAUGUGCAGCCUGGGCUACGGCGGCUCCUUCUGCUCCGAGUGCGCAGACGGCUACUACGAGGCAGCCAGGAAUGAGAGCCACCUGGUAUGUGCUGAGUGCUACCGGGCCUGCGGGCGCUGCUCGGGGCCAGAGGACUCCAGCUGUCUGCGCUGCAAGAGGGGCUGGGCGCUGCAUGAGCACAGGUGCAUUGACAUCGAUGAAUGUGGCACGGAGAUGGCGCAUUGUCGGGCCAACCAGUUCUGUGUCAACACCGAAGGCUCCUACGAGUGCCGAGACUGCGCCAAGGCCUGUGUCGGCUGCAUGGGCGCCGGGCCUGCCCGCUGCAAAAGGUGCAACAAAGGCUACCAGCGGGAUGGAGCAAAGUGCCUGGACGUGGACGAGUGUGCCAGCGCGCAGGAACCUGUCUGCACCGGGCCCCACGAGGUCUGUGAGAACACAGACGGCAGCUACCGGUGCGUUUGUGCAGAGGGCCACGUGCGCAGGGAUGGCGAGUGUGUGGAGGACAAACCCCCAGACACCCCGGCAAAGGGCUUUUUCGACGAGGUGACGGAGGACGAGGUGGUGGUGCUGCAGCAAAUGUUCUUCGGCGUGGUGAUCUGUGCGCUGGCCACGCUGGCUGCCAAGGGUGACAUGGUCUUCACCGCCAUCUUCAUCGGCGCGGUGGCAGCCAUGGCUGGCUACUGGCUCUCGGAGCGCAGCGACCGCGUGCUCGACGGGUUCCUGAAGGGCAGAUAG